AGCAGCAGGUUUGCCCAUGCAUGAUUGUGCACGCAUACGUGUAGAUCUUGCAUGUACACAUGUGUGUCUGCACAUGUGUGCAAGUGUGCAAACCUGCCUUCUACACAGGAGUAGGUGGCAGCCCCUUGGGGAAGGGAAGUGGAAGGGUGCAGGGCUGUGUCCUCCUAGGCUGGUGAUGUCUGGGGUGGGGACAGUGGCUGAGGCCCCAAUCAAAAACACCGCGCAAACCCUCCCCCCCCCCAACUUGACACCCAGCCCGUUACAGGUGCGAGCAGGUGCUCCUAUGUGGCCAGGGACACCCGUCCAUUUCUAGCUUCCAAGGGUGCCCCUGUCACCACCCCAUGAGUGGCCUGCCCUCAUCCCUGGCCACUGCCUGACCCACCUGGCCUGCAGGUGACUCUCGGUGCUGCCCUGUGUUUCAGAGCCGGACGUGGCAUCAUCUGAAGUUGUUAGUUUGCUCACAAGGGGUCUGCAUUUGCUUGUGGCUCCGAUGAUGCCAUGGGGAGUUGGAGCACAGGGGGCCAAGGGGCUCCCCACCUCUCCCUCGCCUCUUCCCCGGAGGGUUGGGCUGAUCUGCCAGGGUCAGGGGUUGGGGGCAGGGGUUGUGCCUCCUGCCCCAAGAGAAUGAAGACAGGAUCACCUUGCUGUGGCUGGACAGUCUGGUACAGGAUUCGGGCUAGUGCCAGCCGACCUUGCUGUAUCCCAGCUGUGCUCCCUGUAUCCCAGGCGGGUAUGGUGGAGGGGGGGAAGGCAUUGUGGAAAAUUAAGGGCCAUCACCAAGGAGAUGGCAGCGCGUCCACUCCUUGGGUAGCUCCCGGCCCCCCGGCCAGCCCCGCCGAGGGUGCUGCCGUGGGAAGUGGGCGCUUUAAAUAGCCUCUCUCUUUCCCACUAAAAAUAGUCCUACUGUCGUGGAGGUGGUUGCCGGAGCGGCCCUGCUGCUGGCGCCCAGCCAAGGCAGGCGUGGGCGUGUCUGUGGGGCCAGCCAGUGCUGCCCCACGCUCAGGGCUGCUGUCAGGUGGGGGGGAACCCCACUGGGCCCCUGACUCACCCUGCAGGGUUUGGGUGCAGGGAGGUGAGUGACUCCCAUCCCCAAGGCCCUACAAUAGGGGCUGCAGUGGGAAGCUGGGGGGGCGGACCAGAGGCCAGAGGGGCUUCUCAGACUGUGCUGCCGCAGGUGGGGCUGUGGGGGUGUGUACAGGACCCUUCCGGGGAGGGAGCCAGGUGUCUUGGAAUGUUUCCUGGGAGAGGGAGGCAGUCUCUGCACGGGUCCAGCAGCCACCUGCCGGAGCUGGUGACAAGCAGGCUUGGAAGGAGCCACCUGGACCCCGUGUAUUUUGCUGAGUUGGGCUUGGGGCUCCAAUGCUUCAUAUUUUCCCUGGUGAGAGGGUCUCUGAGGGCCGAAGAUGGGCUUGGCUCUGGUCACCCCCUCCCCAGAGGUGGGCCUGUGGCAGCCUGGGGUUCAGACACCCCCCACCCUGGGCCCACCUGCUGGCUGCCAUGCCCCACCUCCCUGCCCAGCUGCUCCUCUCAGGUGCCCAUGGCUGACCCGAGCUGUGUCCCCGGCCGUCCCCGUCUACAAUGGCAUCAUCUUCCUCUUUGUGCUGGCCAACUUCAGCAUGGCCACCUUCAUGGACCCUGGCGUCUUCCCCCGAGCGGAUGAGGACGAGGACAAGGAGGAUGACUUCCGGGCCCCGCUCUACAAGAAUGUGGAUGUGCGUGGCAUCCAGGUCCGCCUCAAGUGGUGUGCCACGUGCCACUUCUACCGCCCUCCUCGCUGCUCCCACUGCAGCGUCUGUGACAACUGUGUGGAGGACUUUGACCACCACUGCCCGUGGGUCAACAACUGCAUUGGGCGGCGCAACUACCGCUACUUCUUCCUGUUCCUGCUGUCACUGAGUGCGCACAUGGUGGGCGUGGUGGCCUUCGGCCUGCUCUACGUGCUGAACCAUGCCGAGGGGCUGGGUGCCGCCCACACCACCAUCACCAUGGCGGUCAUGUGCGUGGCUGGCCUCUUCUUCAUCCCGGUCAUCGGCCUCACAGGCUUCCACGUGGUGCUGGUCACGCGGGGGCGUACCACCAACGAGCAGGUAACGGGCAAGUUCCGUGGAGGCGUGAACCCCUUCACUCGUGGCUGCUACGGGAACGUGGAACACGUGCUGUGCAGCCCCCUGGCCCCCCGGUAUGUGGGUGAGCCACCACGGCUGCCACUGUCCGUGAGCCUAAAGCCACCCUUCCUCCGGCCAGAACUCUUGGACCGAGCCGCACCACUCAAGGUCAAGCUGAGCGACAAUGGGCUGAAAGCAGGCCUGGGCCAUAGCAAGUCCAAGGGCAGCCUGGACCGGCUGGACGAAAAGCCCCUGGACCUGGGGCCUCCACUGCCCCCUAAGAUAGAGAGCAGCGCAUUCAGUGGGGACUUGAAGACCCCGCGCCCGGCCAGUGCUGAGAGUGCUCUGUCAGCUCAGAGGACCAGCCCACCUACACCUGCCAUGUACAAGUUUCGACCAACCUUCCCCACGGGUCCCAAGGCCUCCUUCUGCGGGCCUGGUGAGCAGGUCACAGGCCCGGACUCCCUGACCCUGGGGGAUGACAGCCUGGACUUCGUGUCAGAGCCCAGUCUGGACCUGCCGGACUACGGACCGGGUGGCGGGGGCGGCUUGCACACAGCUUACCCACCGUCUCCGCCGCUCAGCGCUACCGACGCCUUCUCGGGCGCGCUGCGCUCUCUGAGCCUCAAGGCAGGGAGCCGGAGGGGCGGGGACCAUGUGGCCCUGCAGCCCCUGCGCUCCGAUGGUGCGAACCCCGCUCCCCACCGUAGCCUCUUCGCUGCGCACGCGCUGCCCAACCGCAACGGCAGCCUGUCCUACGACAGCCUGCUGAACCCAGGCUCGCCAGGUGGCCACGCGUGCCCAGCCCACCCGUCGGUGGGCGGCGGAGGUGGCAUGACCAGCUACCGCUCACCCUAUCUUCACCCUGGGCCCCUGGGCGACCCCCCCCGGCCUCCGCCCCGCAGCUUCAGCCCAGUGCUGGGCCCGCGGCCGCCGCGGGAGCCGUCACCAGUGCGCUAUGACAACCUGUCGCGGACCAUCAUGGCCUCCAUCCAGGAGCGCAAGGACCGGGAGGAGCGGGAGCGGCUGCUGCGCUCUCAGGCCGACUCGCUCUUUGGCGGCGACUCCGGUGUCUACGACGCGCCCAGCUCCUACAGCCUGCAGCAGGCCAGCGCGAUGUCAGAGGGCGCCCGAGGUGCAGUGCUACGCUACGGCUCCAGAGACGACCUCGUGGGGGCAGGGCCAGGCUUCGGCGGCGGCGCGCGCAAUCCCGCCCUGCAGACGUCGCUGUCCUCGCUGUCCAGCGCCGUGAGCCGGGCAGCCAGGACAUCCUCGUCCUCCCUACAAGCUGACCAAGCCAACAGCAGCAGCAGCAGCAGCGGCCCUGGGCCCCGGCCCGGCAGUGGCUCACAUAGGUCGCCAGCCCGCCAGGUCCUGCCCUCCCCUCCUGGCACCCCUCGCUCCCCUUCCUAUGCAGGCUCCAAAGCUGUCGCCUUCAUCCACCCGGAUCCCCCGGAGCCGCCACCCUCGCUGGCUGUGCAGAGGGACCACCCUCAGUUGAAGACCCCCCCAAGUAAGCUUAACGGGCAGUCCCCGGGCUUGGCUCGGCUGGGGCCCUCGUCCGUCAGCCCCGCCCGGCACACGCUGGUUAAGAAGGUGUCCGGCGUAGGGGGGACCACGUAUGAGAUCUCGGUGUGACGCCCGGCUGUGCCAUCCAUCCAUCCAUCCGCCGUGUUGCCGCGGGGGACCAGGACCCUGCAGUGGCCCUGACCCCAGCUCCGCCCUUGGGAGAGGAGGCCACCCAGCUUGGGGUCAGCAGGAGGGAGGUCUGUGCCUCCAGACCCGGUCCCCUUCUGCUUGUCUGCCCACUCACCAACUCCCCCAUGGGAGGCUGGCUGGGGGCUUUCUGCCUGUGCGUCCCGGCCCUUGGCCAGGCUCAGCCCCACCUUCCUGUCCCUCACUGGCCCUAUCUGCUCCCUAGAGAGGCCGCCCUGGGGCCCACCCUAUAGAGACAUGCCCCAGGCCUGCCCUCCCGGUUGCUGCUUCUAACGUGUUGCCUUUCCCGGACCCUGCUUGUGGCUUGGCCAGGCGGUUGCUUCUGCAGGAAGGUCCACCCCUAGAUCCAUGAGUCCGACAGACAGACCAGCUGUGGUGGGGCUCCCAGCUAUGUGUGUCCUGUCUUGCCCUGCCAGUGGGCCUGCGCCCCCGUAUGCGUGCGUGCGUGCGUGUGUGUGUGUGUGCGCGCGUGCUAUGCUAUGUCCCAGCUGGGACUACCGCUGUCCCUUUCAUCAAAGCCUUAACCUCUUGCUUUAUGCUCUUGUGGGAGGUGACGGAGGCCUGGGGUGGAGUGCAGGCAGAAUGAAAGCAAGCUGGCACAGGGUGGUGCCACAACAGGGAGCCCUUCUCCCCUAGUCCCUUCCCUCUCCCCCAGCCCUGCCAAACUGGAGAAUCCCCACCCACAGGCUCAGCCAGCCCCCCGUCCCGCUUGCCCCAGGGACCAUAGCCCCUGGGAGCUGGGCGGAGGGGCGUGCGGUGGGGGCAGUGCUUUCCCUGGUGUCAGGGACCCGAGAGUAAGCACACUGCCCGCGUCUGCUUGCGUUGUGUCUGUUUUAUGUUUUUAUAUCUACAUCUAUAUAUCUAUAAUUUUAUUAAAAAACAAACAAAAAAAGGCAUCAUCUUGAUCUUGUCCUUGAGCAAAGCAAGCUUUGGGGUUGUUGCUGCAGUGUCUUGAG
Molecule: messenger RNA, 4777 nt
Organism: Ochotona curzoniae (black-lipped pika)
Lineage: Eukaryota; Metazoa; Chordata; Mammalia; Lagomorpha; Ochotonidae
Gene: ZDHHC8
Product: zinc finger DHHC-type palmitoyltransferase 8
Exons: 10
Coding region: 1404-3743 (779 amino acids)
Biological process (GO): protein palmitoylation
Molecular function (GO): palmitoyltransferase activity
Source: RefSeq, a predicted model, not a curated record